Messenger RNA from Porites lobata, 7500 nucleotides. The record is from the annotation of a GenBank genome assembly. NCBI's taxonomy places the organism in Eukaryota, Metazoa, Cnidaria, Anthozoa, Scleractinia, Poritidae.
ACAUCGACGAGCGAUGAAUACCUCCACGAUGCCCGAGUAUCGAACGAAAACACUGCGACCAAAGUGACGGUGAAUGCACCAUCCCUCAGUUCUCCGAAGAGAAAAAUAUUCCACUUUCUUGGGGUCACACUUGCAAUUUUUUCCACGUUAUUUUUGUCUGUAUCUUCUUUGCUCUUUAAACUUGCACAAAGCAUCCCUAGCUUGGAGAUCGUUUCCACUGUAUUGACAUUACAACUCGUUUUCUCUCUCCCAGCCAUGAUAUUUUUGAAGGACCAGUUUAUUCAUCCGUGGAAGAAAACGAGAUUUCUUAUCCUCCGUGGUGUGACUGGAGUUACAGCUAUGAGUUUGAUGGUUUAUUCGGUAAAGCACAUGCCACUGGCAGAUGCAAGGGUGAUAUUUUAUACAUCUCCAGUUUAUACAACGCUUUUGGGUAGGAUCUUCCUCAAAGAAUCAGUGAGCAAGUUUGAUUUGAUAGCCAUUUUGUUAGGUUUAGGCGGCGUUGUGUUAAUUGGAAGACCCUCGUUCCUGUUUGGCUCUUUGGGGAAAAGUUCCACCUCUGAAAAGGUCUGGCUGCCUACUAUUCUUGCAGUUCUCUCAGCAGUUAUGUUUGCAUUUGCCAUUAUCAUGGUUAGAAAGACAUCCCAGGAAGUUAGCACAAGAGUAGUGGUAUUUUAUUAUGCUCUUGUUGGAUCUGUCAUUAGCCUGUUGGCAUCACUGAUUUCUGGAGAAUUUAAAUACCCUGACUGUGGAACUCAUGAUGUUGUUUAUGCCAUUGUUUCAGGUACGCUCGGCUAUUUUGCGCAGUUACUGUCAACAAAGGCGUGUCAACUAGAAAAAGCCAGUGUAAUUUCAUUGGUUCGCACGAUUGGAAUUGUUUUCUCUUUCAUCCUCCAGUUAAUAUUUUUAAACGUUAUCCCAAAUGGACUGAGUAUUGGUGGCGCAAUUCUUAUCCUUCUUUGUAAUGUAGUUAUUUUCAUCAAAAAAUUGUUAAAUCAGAAAAGGGAACAAGACUAAGUGAAUAUAUGUGGAAUUACAGUGAUAUACUCCUUAUGCAGAAGAGGAUCCACAAAAUUCAGAAAUGGAGGCCAGGACACUUGCAAGCUAUAAGAUACUGUUUAUUAUACUUGGAAUUCUUUAAUAAUAAUAUAAAAAUUUCACAGAAAAAAUUUGGGUGUGGUGGGGGGGAGGGUUGGGGUCUCACCUCCCCUAAAUCUGCCAAUGUUAUGCAUUAAUCAGUGUUAAUAUUCCCCCAGAGUGCCACAUAUUUUCUGUAUGCUGCUUGCCUGAGGUGGUGGUGGGAGUGGGGGGUAGAGGAAGUGCCACUUGAUGGAAAUAUUGUGGAUUUCCUCAACUGUAAACUUGUUGACAGAAGAAGAGCCAGGUCAAGCUAGGCCUAUAGUGGGAAGAAUAGCUUGUGUGGGGAUUGAUUCAAUAAUUUGGACAAUAAAAAAAUCAAUCAAGUGAAGUCUUUAUUCAUGCCCCUCAGUCAAGCUAAGACCUUUCUACUUGAACCCGGAAGUGGGCACUGGGUCACCUCAUGCACCCUUCUAAUUCCAAGGCAAUCCACUCCUUUGUAUAUCUAUGCUUCUAAGCUCACAUAUGAAAAUGGUGUCUGAAGGGGUGAAAUAAGGCAAUCAUGUACAAUGGGUUUCAUAUUCAGAAUCCAAGGCGUGAACUCAAACCCAUUUUGUGCCAGUACCCAGGCCAGAGGCGGGGGUACUUUCUAUAAUGACCUAUAAGAUGAGGCUCUGCCUGAAAACAAAACAAACAUAGGACAACAAUUUUAAAAUAAAUUUAAAUGUUAUGUUAGUUUUUCGAUACUUUGUAACUUUCUUGUUUUGCUCAAAAAAUUUGUAGCUCUUAAGGUCACCCCAUCCAUUAAAAAAUCCCCUGUUGGAUCUGCCCAACGACAUAAUUAAGACUCUUCAAUAUGCAAAACAGUCACCUAGGGACAUGGAUAAACAAAUGGAAAUAUCCCCAAAAUAAAAAAGCCUUGUGAAGCCAACCAGAAAUUGCCAUGUUUUGAGACAAACGCCAACUAAAUAAAUAUUUUGGUGGCCAAUAAAAAUCAUCCUUUUAAAAAAACCUCAAACAAAAACAGUUUUUGAAAGACUAGGGACAUGCAUACCUCCCUGCCCCCAAAAAAAGGCCUGAUAUUUCAUUUAAUUUUAAAUACCAUUUGUAUUUUGAGUUUUAGUUAUUAAAGGGUGCCAUCUUUUAUCAAAAUAAUAAUAUAAGAGAGGUGCAACCACAGGCAGCCCGCUCAUGCUAGAAACAUAAUCAAACUACACUAUCUAAAACGCCAUUAAACUAAUGUGCUACAACAACCUAGCUUGGUGCAUGUUGCAAAAUUCGCUGAAUGUGUUGGGAGGGACAGUUUCUUUUGCCCCACUCAUGGGCGUCUGAUUUGCUAUGAUCACUAGAGAUAGCCCAACUGUUUCUACUACAAAAGUUAACCAGCAAAGUCUUUCUGCACUGAUGCAAAUAGGCCCCUACUUAACUAUUCAGAAUUCCCCUACCAGUCAAUUCGAACCUGCCAGUGUGAACUUCAUGUCGCACAUCUCCUAUUGUACUACUUCUGGAUAACAGCAUGUACAAAAGGCCACCCCAGCAGUGGGGGCAUUUUGGACAUCAGUUUUUUUGAUUUAUGAGUUCUGAUUUACAGUUUGUGAUUUUGGGUUUCAGUUUUUGAUUUCUUCUUUCUGAAAUCAAAUUUAUGAAUUCAGUUUUCUAUAAAUCAGGAGGCAAUUACCUACAAUAUUUGUUAUCUUUCUGAUUUUGGAAAAUCAAAACACAGAUUGGCCACAGAUCUCCCUGAGUCUUGCCUAGCUACUUUAGCUAAGGGUGUAAGGUGAAUAAAGUUAAAUUUCCACUAACGGCCAUCUCUCUACAUCGGCUACUUUUUUGUCCCAGCUGUUGGACUCUUGUUUAGACAACUCCGCAAAGGCCAUCUCACUUUCUUCUAUCCUCAAGGUGGCCACUCUGGAGAGGUUCAAUUGAACAUUCAAACUGCAAGCUCCUUGCUUAUUUUAACAGCCAUCUGAUUAUUUAACAGCCAUCUAACUAAGACUGGUUGACCUUUUUCUUCUGAUCCAAAUACUUUUUCAGGAAAAUAGCAACAUUACAAAGGAGCACAAGGAAAGCUCCACCAAUGCUCAGCCCAUUUGGAGCAACAUGGAGUACAGUCAACUGCAAGAUAAAUGAGAAAGCAAUUCCAACAGUCCUCACAAGGGAAACAACAGAGGCUUUCUCCAUACUCAAGGCCUUUGUCACAAUUAACUGUGCAAUAUAGCCAACAGAGGCAGAGCCUAUGAUGUAAAAGGUGUCAUAGGUUCCACAGUCGGGGUACUUGUAUCCGCCAAAUAUCAAUGAAGCUGAUAGACCAAUCACAGUUCCAGCUAAUCCUGAAUAAAACACUACCACUCUAGCAGGCAAUUCUUGAGAUAUCUUGCGUGUCAUGAUAAUGCCAAAUGCUUGACUACAGGCCCCACAAAGGGCCAAAAUAGUGGGCAACCAGACUUGUUUCGAGCUAGAACUUUUGCCUAUUGACCCGAACAGAAAUGAAGGUCUCCCAAUCAAGACCACCCCUCCUAAACUCAGCACCAUAGCCAUCAGAUCAAACUUGGUCACCUUUUCCUUGAGGAAAAUGCGGCCAAGAAGAACUGUAAACACAGGGGAGGUAAAAAUGAUAACUCUUGCAUCAGCUAAAGGCAUAUGCUUUACGGCGUAAAUAUUUAAAUUCAUCCCCGUGGCACCAAUUGUUCCUCGCAGAAGUAAAAAGCAGAUCUUUUUCCAUGGAUAGAUAAGUUUAUCAUUGAAAAAUAUCACCACUGGCAGUGAAAACACAAAGCCUAAUGCCAGACGCAUGAAUCCAACCUCCAAACUUGGGAUGCUCUCAGCUAGUUUAAUCAUCAGAGAGUUUGCAGAAAAUAAUAAAGACGCUACUAUGGUUAAUGCUAUUCCCAGAAAGGCGAUCGUUUUUGUCUUGGAAUGGUUUGUGCGGUCUUUUAUGACAAAAUUUUCGUGCUCCGCCGACGUUGGAUGGCCAUUUGCCGUCUCUACGCCAACGGUAUUAACGUUGCCAUCUUUAGAUGAUACUUCUGAAUAAUCUGCAUUUUCUGCAGGAUUUGGGUUAUGUAUAGUUAUUUCGGAAAAAUCCUCACGAAGCUCUAGCCUGGUGUAGUUUUCCGACAAGUUAAUUCCCUCAACGCGUUCAAUCCUUCGCCGAAUUCUGGUGAUCAGUGGAGAGAAAAUUCUUGUAGCCAUGAAGUAGCGUGCGCCGUACGUUUUUCGUUCAAGUAUUUGCUUUCUAACGAUUCUUAGGAAGCGACGAUGUAUUUAAAUAUCUGCAAUUGUUUACUGACUUUGCAAUGAUUGAGUGCUGUUGCAUCCAGGUGUCGUAAUAUCCACGUUCAUAUCACGGGGAUACACAUAUCACUGUCACACCUGGUGAAUCACUCACGUAACAUCCGGGAUUCCAGUUCGUCACGAUUGUCGGGUUGCGUUCGCGCUCCUAACUAUUUCUUACUUACUAUUAAAAAAGUAAGUAAGUUAGUAAGAACUUUAUUAUAGUGUCAAAGUCUAUAGCAUACAAUGUACACUACUUGGGGACACCUAACUACAAUUACUUGUCUAAUAGUCAAUAAAAAAAUUAUCUAAUACUCAAUAAAAUACUCAAUAAUAAUGUAAUAAUCAAUUAAAUUCCGUUUAAACCCUUACAAACUGGAGUGGUAAAGACCCAUGAUAAGGACUCCUGUUACUGUUUCCCUCAACCCCACCAACCCCGAAGGCCUCUAGACUAGCCUAGCCUUAGCCUAGCCACACUGACUAGCGAAAAUUUUUUCGUGUUAUAUGCACAGGCUUCCCAAACUCACUAUUUGAGCGUUAACAUACCCUGAUACCGGGCAUUCAGAACAUUAAAAGUUUGACAUUUGAACCAUUAUAAUACCAACGAAUUAGGUUUUAAAGGAGUAUAAAGAGCGACCAGCUUCCCGAACGAAAUAUUCGUGGUCGAUGUCGUCGAUAGACUUGCCCACAAGCACAUGAGUCGAACUCGAAAAUUUUUCUCGAAGUGAAGCGCUAGCGCGUGGGAGACUUUUGUUACGUUUUCUGCGAAACCGGAAAUGAGAAGCGAAGGACUUUUGAGAAAGUCUUUGUCGUCGACUGCAAGCGAGAGGGGGUCCAAUAGAACCAUAGAGUUGUUGUUGCUGCUGGUUUUCUUUUUUUGCGAAAUUCCUCAUUAUUUCCUGCAUGCUUUUCCCCCCCAAAAUUCUUUUUUUAGUUUUAUUUGUAUUUUACUUUUUUCACUGUUCUUUGAUAUUUAGAUUAUUUUAUUGAGUUUUUUUACUUUGUUUUAUUUGUUAUGUAUUUUAUUUUUUCAAAUUCUUUCAUUUAAUUAAUUAGGCUUGUAAAUUAACUUUAAUUUCCUGUCGUAUUACCUUAAGUAUUAAACAGUAAUUGUUGUCCUGUCACGCAGGGGUUGUGUUACUUACUAUGAUUUUUGAAAUUGUGGUAUCUGCCGAGUUUGAAAUUAGUUAAGCUAAAAGUGGAUGUUUAAAAAAAGAGUGAAAAAAGGAAGGGGUGAAACCACUGAAAUUAUCUGUUAAAAAUACAAAACGAUGCGUGAUUCGCUACAUGUAUAACAUUCGGCUACAUCAUUCUAAGGUUACCAUAGCAACGUUAAUAAUUGCAGAAUGAAAAUGUUAUUCGGGAAAGAAGACAGUCAGCCAGGAAAUGUUCUUUUCGACUGUGCAUGGCUUUGUGGUCGUAGAGUUCUGUGGGUGAUUGAAUUUAGUUAGACACCUUUUAACCAUGCAAGAACCGUGGACAAAGGAAGAUUUUAAAUUGACGUUGAAAGAUUCUCCGCCUGAAGAAACGAGCUCGGACGUGCACUUUCCACCGAUAAAAACAAUUAAUCCGAUGAUGAAGCCCGAAAUCACCAUUGUCUGUAUGAAAUGCGAGGAAGAAAUAAAGGUUCGACAGUUGAAAGAGCAUCAAGAAUUCCACAACGCACUGGAAAUGUUUCGAUUUAGUAUGGAAAGAAAGCCUUCGAGCGUGAAACAGCUGGUCAAACGAAGGCGAGCUAUCAUGAAGCGCUUGAACGAAGCGGCGAACUCCGAGAAUCCAGUUUCGAUGAAGAAACUUCAGAAGCUUAAUCUCGCCUACGAGCUUCUUAAAGCUGACAUCGAAGGCACAAGUACGACUCUUCGAAUGUUGGAUGAAUAUUUUCAAAUUCAACCGAGCUUACAGGGACACGGAACACCGUUGAACUGCGCACUUGCGUUUGGCGUUUGCCAAUACGAGAACGCGCGUUGGAAAACAUCAAUGGAAGAUCGAUAUGCGUUUAAAGACUGCUUCUGCAACGAUCCACAGAGCGGAUUUUUUGCUGUUUAUGACGGGUAUUCUGGAACUAUGGCUGCGGAGAAAUGCGCGCGUUACCUGGGUGAAAUCGUGGAGCGAAAAGUCGAGGCAAUUUACAACACCAACAUGAUACAUGAAACUGUCAAUGCGGAAAUUGUGACGGCUUUCAAAGAUGCCUUUGAAGAAAUGGAUAGAAUUCUACUCUAUGGCGUUGAAGAGCAUUCGCGCAAUCGUUGGAGCGGGUGUUCGGCGCUUACUUGCUUACUACGAGGAAAUAACUUGUACGUUGCGAACGCGGGGAAUAUUAGAGCGGUGUUGUGCCGCGGGGAUGGGUCUAUUGAACGGUUGUCAACCAACCACUGUCCCAAGGAUAAGAAGGAAAGGCACCGGGUAAGGAAAGCGAAAGGAGACAUCUCUAAAAGCGAUAAAACGGCCUUGGUCAACGGAGUAUUGAAAAGCACUCGAGGCCUAGGAAAUCAUGGCGAUCCAAAUUUAAAGACCAGUGUCAUUAAGACUCCUGCUGUAAAUUGUCUAACUUUAGAAGAAUCAGAUCAGUUUCUGAUCCUUGCUUCUAAUGGUGUCUGGGAGGUUUUGAGUGAAGAAGAGGUCAUUCUUCUCUUGGAAGAUAUAAUACCGGAUAUUGAUGUCAAAGCUAUUGUGAAAAGAAUGCAAGAGAGGGCAUCUGCUCUUGAGGUUGGGUUGCCUGUUCCAAAAUGGGAUGAAAUUCCCAGACGGGACAGGGGGGUGGCUAACGAGGGGGACAAGGAUAUUGAAGCGGUUUCCACUAGUUUAAAUGAAGAGAAAUCAGAAGGUGAAGGAGAGCAUGUACCUGAUGAGGAAAACCUGACUGAGGAACAAAGACAUCAUCUUACUAGUAGUCCUUUAGAAGUUGACAUAAAGUUGGAUGAAAACAGACAUUGUGCAAAAUCCCCUGGAUUGUUGCCACCUUCUGACUCCCUGUCACAGAUUUCCAGAGGUUCCAAGCUGUUCAGGAGUGAGAAAGCUUGUGCACUGGCAAAAGCACUUAGUGAAAGACUGGUCGAGGGUGCCAUCUUGGCAGGCAGUCGAGACAACAUCACAGUUUCGGUGGUCCUGUUGAAUGGUUGCCCACUUCAGCUGUUCCUUCUGCCAAAAAUUUAA